Melospiza melodia melodia is the source of this 3095-nucleotide messenger RNA. RefSeq names its product cysteine sulfinic acid decarboxylase-like. The record is from RefSeq and is a predicted model, not a curated record. Gene Ontology annotation, biological process: carboxylic acid metabolic process; taurine biosynthetic process. Gene Ontology annotation, molecular function: sulfinoalanine decarboxylase activity; pyridoxal phosphate binding. Gene Ontology annotation, cellular component: cytoplasm. Lineage: Eukaryota; Metazoa; Chordata; Aves; Passeriformes; Passerellidae.
GGGAGGGAGGGCCCCCCGAGACCCCCCCGGCCCCACGGAUGCCCGGGAAACCGCACUGCUCGAGGCCCCCCCACAGAUGAGACCUCUCCACCUCCUGCCAAAGAGGCCUCUGGCCACGCGCCUGCGGGAAGGGCUUCAGCCAGAAUUCCAACCUGGCCACGCACCGGCGCAUCCACGGCGGGGAGAAGCCCUUCGGCUGCCGGGACUGCGGGAAGCGCUGCGGGGAGAGCUUGGCGCUGGUGCAGCACGGGCGGAUGCACACCUGGGAGCGGCCGUACACAUGCAGGGAAUGCAGGAAGAGCUUCAGCGUCGGCUCCAACCUGCGACAACACUACCGUAGCCAUGGCCGAGAGUGGCUCCACCUCUGCCCUGAGUGCGGGAACUUUCUGGAACCCUGGCCAGCUCUGCAGGCACCGCACGGGGCAUGGGUACAGUGACACCUGGAGGGGCAUCAGGACAGCUGGAUGGGUUGGGACACAUGAAUGGUGAUAGUGCCACCGUGAUGGGGACACUAGGAUGAGGAUGGGGAGGAGGGGAUGGGAUGGGAACAAGGAUGGAGAUGUGUUGGUUUGGCACAGCCUGGUUUUUGGCAGGGGUGGUGGUGGUGCCACAGGUGUGGCUUCUAUGAGAAGCACCUGGAAGCUUCCACCAUGUCUGACAUAGGCAAUCUCUGAUGACUGUGAAGAUGGACGUGCUGCUGGCCCAAUUAGAGAGGCUGGAACACCUCUGUGAUGACAUAUUUAAGAAGAAAAUCAAAACCGUGUUUGCACGGCUUUUUCCCGGGGUGGCGAAGCCCUGCUGCCGGGGCCAUCCUCGUGCAGCCUGCAGCGAUGCGCUGCAGCCACCGCCAUCUCAGCAAGGCCUGCGGCGAGCCUUGCCUGCCCGGCUGCCCCGAGCCAGCUGCACCGCCGGCGGAAAGGGCAGGGACAGUGGCAGCAGCGUCCCCUUCCCAGCACCCUGCACGAGGAGAGGCAUUAAAUAGCACCAGCACUGCGGCGGCCGCCACUGCCCUGCAAUGGCAGCAGGGCUGUAUGGCCAACAGUGGAAGCACAAUGAGAAGGUCCCUGAUGCAGAACCUAGACAAAAUCACCAUAGUGCUGCGGGAUCCUGCAGGAAUCUUCGGACUCGUGGAACUUGUUGGCACUGAACCCUCCGGGGCUCCUUCCCGAGUCCUGGACUUUGCUCCUCGCCCCUGGCGACGUGACCAGAGGAAGAUUCCAUCCUGGGGAGGGAAGAGAGAGGAGCUGGGAAAGCCUGGUCGCAGGAUCAUCUAAUCCCAAGAGAACCUGUUCCUGGCAGCACCUGAUCUUGGAAAAUUGCAGCUGGCAGAGGUGAGAGGAAAGGAGGAGCUCAUCCUGGGAUCCCCCACUCCUGCCACCUGCUGCCAAUUCCAGGGUCCCUCCCGCUGCACUUCGGGGUCUCCCUGUGUUCUCCUGCCAUGGCUGAGCCCUCUGGGGCUGGGGACAGCAUCCCAUUGGAAUGUCCUGGCCUGGACAUGGCCGCUGGGGAGGAAUUCCUGCAGGAAGUGUUCCAGAUCCUGCUGGAGGAGGGCGUGCGGAAGAGCACAGAUGUGACACAGAAGGUGUGUGACUGGAAGGAGCCGCAGGAGCUGCGGGACCUGCUGGAUCUGGAGCUGCGGAGCGACGGGGAGGGGCGGGAGCGGCUCCUGCAGCGCUGCCGGGAUGUGCUGCGCUUCAGCGUCCGCACCGGGACCCCUAGAUUCUUCAACCAGCUUUUCUUGGGGCUGACUGUGGACCACCACGCCCUGGCUGGCCGGUUCCUCACCGAGACCCUCAACACGAGCCCGUACACAUACGAAGUGGCCCCAGUGCUGGUGCUGAUGGAGGAGCAGGUCCUGGCCAAGCUCCGGGAGCUCGUGGGGUGGAGCAGCGGCGAUGGCAUCUUCGUUCCCGGGGGCUCUAUGUCCAACAUGUUGGCCAUGAACGUGGCGCGAUUCCGGCGUUUCCCGGAGAGCCGCAGCAGAGGGAACUGGGACCUGCCUCGCCUGGGCCUGUUUGCAUCCCAGGAGAGCCAUUACUCCAUCCUAAAAGGAGCUGCUCUCCUGGGAAUUGGCACGGACAAUGUUCACCUGGUGCGGACAGAUGAGAGGGGGAAGAUGAUCCCGGAAGAGCUGGAGAAGGAGAUCCAGAGGGUGAAAGCUGAGGGCUCGGAGCCCCUCCUUGUGUGUGCGACGAGUGGCACCACUGUCCUGGGCGCCUUCGACCCGCUGGACGCCAUCGCCGACGUCUGUGCCCGCCACGGGCUGUGGCUGCAUGUGGACGCAGCAUGGGGGGGCAGCGCCCUCCUGUCCCCCCGACUCCGUCAUCUCCUUGCCGGCAUCCACAGAGCUGACUCAGUGACCUGGAACCCCCACAAGCUGUUGAUGGUGGGGUUGCAGUGCUCAGCAUUCCUGCUCCGUGACAGCUCCGGGCUCCUGCAGCGCUGCCAUGGCGUGGGGGCCUCGUACCUGUUCCAGCGGGACAAGUUCUACGACGUGUCCCUGGACACAGGGGACAAGAGCCCCCAGUGCGGCCGCCGCGCCGACGGCCUCAAGCUCUGGAUCCUCUGGAAAGCCGUGGGGACCCGGGGGCUGGCACAGCGUGUGGAGCGGGCGUUCGGUGCCUCUCGGUAUCUGUUGGAGCAGGUGAAGAGGAGGGAGGGAUUCCAGCUGGUGAUGGAGCCAGAAUUUAUCAACCUCUGCUUCUGGUUCAUCCCACCCAGCCUGCGGGGCCAGGAGAACUCCCCGCAAUUCUGGGACAAACUGGGAAAGGUGGCCCCAGCCAUCAAGGAAAAGAUGAUCCGGAGGGGCUCCAUGAUGGUGGGAUACCAACCCCAAGGAUCCCAUGUCAACUUCUUCCGGCAGAUUAUCACCAAUCCUGCUGUCACCCGCCAGGACCUGGACUUCUUCCUGGAUGAGAUACAGGAAUUGGGAUGGGAUCUGUGAGCACUCCCAAAAACCCCAGUGAAAGACCCCAAAACCUUCCCCCCAUCCCUGAGGAAGAGGAGCAGAUCCUUGAUUUCCUCCCCUCAUCCCAAAUUGGAAAUGACCCCAAAACUCCACACUCAUGGAAUAAAACUCCAUUUAAUGGUCUUGA